AAGGUAAAAAAUGGAUUUUUCGGUAAUAUUUGCGUAUGAUGAUGAGGGGAUAUCAUCUGACUCUAGUUACAGGCUGGCAGAAAUUCUAUGCCGCGAAUUUACGAAUUACGAUGUGGAUUCUAUAAUCGUUCCCCUUAGUUCAUUAUAUGCCACUGCUAAUGACUCCAGUGGCGAUGAAAUCGAUAAUCUAUCGUUAGAUAAGCAUGAAGAUAUAAACUGCAGACUAAUACAACUAUGUCGUUCAUCAACAAACCGUGAGGAUUCACUUUCAGUAUCUACAUUGGUUCUACUGGUUGAUAAUCACGAGUGCACUAAAACCCUUCAGCAAUUUGCCGCUAUUUUACAAGAUUGGCAUACUGAUUUCCGAAUCAGCAAGACUCUGUUGAAUGGACUACACUUUGUUUGUCUACCUUGUGUAGAUGACAGGGAAUUCAACUCAGGUGAUAACAAUGUUACCAGCAAAGAAGUAACGUCACUAAUAUCAUCCAUUGAAAAUUCAAUGAAAAUUUUGGGUGCGAAUAGGCUGUUAACGGCACAGUUUUGUUUUGGAAUACGUGAUGUCGGACAGAUCGUUACGUUUACUAAUAUGGUAAAUGAAUCAUGGGAAAGUUUCCGCUAUAAAUUGAAAAAGUCGGAAUCCAGACAAAAUAAGUACUCUAAGAACAGGGGGGACACUGGCAAUGAUGCAUUAGAGUCAACACAAUUCCUUAUCGCUAAUACAAACUCACCGAAAAAUGAUCGUAUACCUAGAACUAACAUAUCCGAUAACACCGAAGCGUGCUGUACGGAUAUCCCAUUAAACGGCUCCCAUGGCUCAAAAAACUUUCCAAAAUGCUGCCAAGAUUUAGGUGAGGGUGUAGUAAAUCAACAGACAACACAAAGCUGCUGUGAUUGCCAAACACAUGAGCCGUCUGAAUCCUUUUAUUCGGAUAGUGAUGAGAUUGCAGAUGAUGGUGAUAUAUUGGGAUGCACAAAUGAAGAUGAUAUCGAGAACAUAGGAAGUGCUAACGAUCGCAUGGUUUCGGACAUCCAACGUCAAUCCUUAAUAAAACAAGGUUACAAACUGAUUGGUGACCACAGUGCAAUUAAGUUGUGUAGAUGGACAAAGGCACGUGUACGUGGACAUGGUGGUUGUUAUAAACAUACAUUUUAUGGGAUAAAAUCUAACCAAUGCAUGGAGAUGACGCCUAGUCUCGCAUGUGCAAACAAAUGUGUUUUCUGCUGGCGGCACCAUACUAAUCCUGUAGCUACUCGUUGGAAAUGGGAGUCGGAUGAUCCUGAUUUCUUAGCUCAAGAGUCUGUUAAUGCCCAUUUGCGUUUGAUAAAAGAAUUGAAAGGUAUUUUCGAUACGAAGAGUGAACGGUUGUCCGAAGCAAUGACCGUUCGUCAUUGCGCAUUAUCACUUGUAGGAGAGCCUAUUAUGUAUCCACAAAUUAAUGAGUUGUUGGACGAGUUACACCAACGACGCAUAUCUACAUUCCUCGUUACGAAUGCCCAAUUCCCCAAGGAAAUGGAGAAUUUAAGACAGGUUACCCAACUCUAUCUUUCUAUUGAUGCAGCAGAUGAGACUAGUUUAAAGAACACAGACCGUCCGUUAUUUCGUGACUUUUGGGCAAGGUUUCAGCGUUGCAUUCAGUUGCUAAAACAUCGUAAAGAGAGGACAGUAUUCCGAUUGACAUUGGUGAAAAAUUUUAAUAUAACGGAACAACAAGAGGAAAUCAGUGACUAUGGUCGUCUGAUUGAGUUAGGCGAGCCUGACUUUAUAGAGAUCAAGGCGGUAACUUUCUGUGGUACUGUUCAUGACAAUGCGAUUACAAUGAAGAACGUUCCGUGGCAUGAUGAGGUGGUUAGUUACGCCAAAGCAUUAGUUGGCGCUUCUAGCUUCACACGUCAGCAUUACGAUAUAGCUUGCGUCCACCGUCAUUCCUGUUGUGUACUCGUGGCGAAUACAAGUUAUCGAAUUAAUGGCAAGUGGCAUACGUGGAUAGACUAUGACAAAUUUCACGAACUUGCUAUGAGUGGACAUGAGUUUCAUGGAAUUGAUUAUUCCAUCGAAACACCGGAUUGGGGUCUAUACGGCUCUAAAGAAGAAGGUUUUGACCCUGUAGAUACAAGGGUAUACACAAAAGGAAGAAAGAAGCUACCUGGGCCUCCUGAACCCCGACAACAAAACAUGUGAUGAAAUCAUAAUGUUGUCCAACGGU
Babesia bovis T2Bo is the source of this 2204-nucleotide messenger RNA. Its product is annotated as Wyosine base formation family protein. The transcript has 8 exons. Gene Ontology annotation, biological process: wybutosine biosynthetic process. The record is from RefSeq and is a predicted model, not a curated record. Gene Ontology annotation, molecular function: catalytic activity; 4 iron, 4 sulfur cluster binding. The coding region runs from base 11 to 2179 and encodes 722 amino acids. NCBI's taxonomy places the organism in Eukaryota, Apicomplexa, Aconoidasida, Piroplasmida, Babesiidae.